Alnus glutinosa is the source of this 2271-nucleotide messenger RNA. RefSeq names its product actin-related protein 9. Gene Ontology annotation, cellular component: Ino80 complex. Bases 296 to 2074 code for a protein of 592 amino acids. The transcript has 21 exons. The record is from RefSeq and is a predicted model, not a curated record. Gene Ontology annotation, biological process: regulation of DNA-templated transcription; double-strand break repair. Lineage: Eukaryota; Viridiplantae; Streptophyta; Magnoliopsida; Fagales; Betulaceae.
UAUGGUGAUAUACAUUUACUUGAAAAAAUUCCGACUGCCCCCAGGCUCCUUCGAUGCUGUUUCCAUUCUUGAAUCUACCCUGCGGAAGAACUCUGCGAGGCUGUCCUCGGCGUUCCGAGAAUUGUACCUGAACCCGAGGACUCCGGCGGAGUUAGGACUGGCGAAAUUCCCGGCUUGAGGAAUUAAAAAAAAAAAAGAGAAAAAGAAAAUAAGGAAAAGCAAAACCGAAACGCAGUGCAAUAGAAGGAGCAACAGCAACGGGUCAGUGUUCUUGCAGUGACUCAGUCCAUUUGCCAUGGAUUACCUAAAAACCGUGGUUCCUACACAACUCGUCGCCGAGCGAGGCUCCAAUCUAGUCGUCAUCAACCCAGGUUCUGCAAACAUCAGAAUAGGUCUCGCUUCGCAGGACACUCCGUUCAAUAUUCCUCACUGCGUUGCUCGGUACACCAACCAAGUCCCCAAGAGAAAUGUUCAAGACCAGAUGCUCAAUUCCCAGAUUACUACUGCUCAGCAUAUGGAGCGGGAGAAGGCAUAUGAUGUUAUUGCGUCAUUGAUGAAGAUACCUUUUCUGGAUGAAGAGGUUGCCCACAAUUCGUUCCCUCGCAAGAUGGGACGUGUAGAUGGAUAUAAUCCACAGAGUGGCAGGAAGGAAGCAGCAUUUACUUGGACUGAUACAUACGAGAAGGGACCAACUUCAACUUUGCCAUUAGGAAGUUCGACAAAUGAAGUUGUGACUAAUGAGUCUGUGGACCAGCAUGAAGGCACUAAUUCUAAGGAACUUAUUUCAAGCAAACCCAAAUUCAGACGGUUCAUUUGUGGUGAGGAAGCACUUAAAAUAUCCCCGACAGAGCCAUAUUGCUUACAACGUCCUAUUCGCAGAGGUCAUUUGAAUAUUUCUCAACACUAUCCCAUGCAGCAGGUACUUGAGGAUCUGCAUGCUAUUUGGGACUGGAUUUUGAUAGAGAAACUGCAUAUCCCUCACAUUGAGAGAAACAUGUACUCUGCCAUUCUUGUUGUGCCAGAAACAUUUGAUAAUCGGGAAAUAAAGGAAAUGUUAACCUUAGUGUUGCGAGACUUGCGCUUUAGCUCAGCAGUGGUACACCAGGAAGGUCUAGCUGCUGUUUUUGGGAAUGGGUUAUCAACAGCUUGUGUUGUAAACAUGGGUUCUCAGGUGACAUCAGUGAUUUGCAUUGAGGAUGGAGUGGCACUACCUACUACAGAGAAGACAUUACCUUUUGGUGGAGAGGAUAUAGCAAGAUGCCUUCUCUGGACUCAGAGGCAUCAUCAGACAUGGCCACAAAUCCGUACCGACAUUUUGACAAAGCCUAUAGACCUUUUGAUGCUUAACCGACUGAAAGAGACAUAUUGUGAAAUUAAAGAGGGGGAACUUGAUGCUGUUGCUGUAGUUCAUUCUUAUGAGGAUGGCAUGCCAGCUGGAUCUCACAAGACGAGGCUAACCGCUCUUAAUGUUCCUCCUAUGGGUUUGUUUUACCCAACUCUUUUGGUUCCAGACGUGUAUCCUCCACCACCCCGUUCUUGGUUUCAUGACUACGAGGAUAUGCUGGAAGAUACAUGGCACAUGGAAUUUCCAAGAAGAUCUGACAUAUCAGAUGGUUUAUAUCCUAGCAUGAAUGUUGGAUUACCAAUGUGGGAUAGCUACCCAGUUUUUUCCGCUAGACCAAAGAAAGAAGAGAAGGUUGGCCUUGCAGAGGCUAUCACAAGUAGCAUUCUUUCAACAGGGCGUAUAGACCUCCAGAGAAAGUUAUUUUGUAGCAUACAAUUGAUAGGUGGAGUGGCUUUGACAAGUGGUCUUGUGCCUGCAGUGGAGGAAAGAGUUUUACAUGCAAUUCCUUCGAAUGAAGCAAUUGAUACUGUUGAGGUUUUGCAAUCAAGAGCAAAUCCAACUUUUGUGUCAUGGAAAGGCGGAGUGAUUCUCGGAAUUCUUGAUUUUGGCCGGGAUGCUUGGAUACAUCGAGAAGACUGGAUUCGCAAUGGAAUUCACAUUGGAAGUGGCAGAAAAUACAAGGACUCUUAUUUCCUUCAAGCACAAGCAAUGUGUUACAUUAAUUCCUAAAAGGUUUGACUAGCAGAGUGCACCAUUAAAAUGAUGCGAGAAAAGGGUUGACUGUUUGUGUUUUCAUUUGUACAGAUCUUCAUCUAAGUAUGUGAAAUAUGCUUUCUGUAAGGACCAAAUCUUUUAGCAUAGCUUACUACAUCAAGGAGUGGAUCAUGAAAUUUUUUGAGCUCAUAUAUGUCCACUUCUUUUCUUCA